Molecule: messenger RNA, 2158 nt
Organism: Vigna angularis (adzuki bean)
Lineage: Eukaryota; Viridiplantae; Streptophyta; Magnoliopsida; Fabales; Fabaceae
Product: cold-responsive protein kinase 1
Exons: 8
Biological process (GO): protein phosphorylation
Molecular function (GO): ATP binding; protein kinase activity
Source: RefSeq, a predicted model, not a curated record
GGCAAGAAAGCUAAAUUUUUGUACCUUCAACAAAAUGCUGAAACUUGAGCUACUGGUCUUAAUAACCUUGAUAUGGUGGAGCUCUGAUAAUAUUCAUGCAUAUGGUGCAGUUGAAAAUAUGCAGACAAAUCUACUAAGCAAGGGGUGCAGCGCAUACAACGCAUCCAACUUGGGUAGCUUCUUUGCCAAUAUCAAUGAAACUUUUGCAGGCCUUAGAGCACAAAUUAGCAGUGAUAAGAACAAGCAUUUUGCCAUAGAAGACAAAGCCAGGGGAGAGGUGAUCACCUAUGCUAUGUUUCAAUGCAGAAACUAUCUCUCCAAAACUGAAUGUCUUUCUUGCUUCGACACUGCCACCUCCGAAAUCCACAACUGCUCUGCUGCUAAUGGCGCCAGAAUCACAUACGACUCCUGCUUCCUCAGGUUUUUAUAAAAAACAUACUUUUUCCACUAUAAUAUCUAUAUGAGGUAUGAGAGCGAGAGGUUCUACGAUGAAACCAAUGAACCUGGCGGUGGAGUAUCAUGUGGGAACACGAGUUCAACUGUCACUGGUUUUAAAGUAGCUGCACAACCAGUGUUAAUGGAGCUCCAGCAAGCAACACCCAAAAUUAAAGGUUUUUAUGCGGCUACUAAGACACUGGUUGCUGGUGGUAGUGCAAUUUAUGCCGUUUCACAGUGUGUUGAAACGGCCAUGAAGACUAGUUGUCUGAACUGCCUACAAGUUGCACAGGACAACUUACAACGUUGUCUUCCCAACACAGAUGGGACAGCAUAUGAUGCUGGCUGUUUUAUGAGAUACUCCACCACACCUUUGUUUGCUGAUAAUCAGACUAUUGAUAUUGCACCCUUUUUAAAACAAGGAGGUUCAACGAAAAAGUGGAGUAUUAUAGGUGGUGGUGUUGUUGGAGCUGCUCUUCUGCUCCUUCUGUUGUUUGCUUGGAUAUGGUUUAGAAAAUCUAAGGGGGUUCAAAGAGGUGACAUAUUGGGAGCAACUGAGUUGAAAGGUCCAGUUACGUACAAAUAUAAUGAUUUGAAAGCUGCAACAAAAAAGUUCAGUGCUGAAAACAAACUUGGGGAAGGAGGUUUUGGAGCUGUAUACAAGGGUACUCUGAAAAAUGGAAAAGUUGUUGCUGUAAAAAAACUAGUUUUAGGGAAAUCAAGCAAGAUGAAGGAUGAUUUUGAAGGUGAAGUGAAGCUUAUAAGUAAUGUUCAUCAUCGGAAUCUCGUUAGACUUCUUGGUUGCUGCAGCAAAGGCCAAGAGAGAAUCUUGGUUUAUGAGUAUAUGGCAAAUAGCAGUCUUGACAGAUUCUUAUUCGGUAACAGAAAAGGCUUCCUCAGUUGGAAACAACGCUAUAAUAUAAUUUUAGGCACAGCAAAGGGACUAGCAUAUCUACAUGAGGAAUUCCACGUGUCCAUCAUACACAGAGAUAUCAAGACUGCUAACAUCCUGUUAAAUGAUGAUCUUCAGCCAAAAAUUGCUGACUUUGGGUUGGCAAGGCUUCUCCCAGAGGAUUGUUCACAUCUCAGCACAAAAUUUGCAGGAACAUUGGGAUACACAGCUCCUGAGUAUGCAAUGCAUGGUCAAUUAUCAGAAAAGGCUGAUACCUACAGCUUCGGUAUUGUAGUGUUAGAAAUCAUAAGUGGUCAAAAGAGUACUGAUGUGAAGGGUGAUGAGGAGAGCAGUGAAUAUCUUCUUCAACGAUCAUGGAAACUGUACGAGAGAGGGUCUCACCUGGAGCUGUUGGAAGAGGGCAUUGACCCUGAUGAAUAUGAUGCGGAAGAAGUGAAGAGAAUAAUAGAAAUUGCUUUGUUAUGCACUCAAGCUACAGCUGCAGCGAGGCCAACAAUGUCUGAAGUAGUAGUAUUACUCAAAAGCAGGAACUCAGUGGAGCACCUCCGACCAACUAUGCCUGUGUUUGUUGGAACGAAUGUGAUGACUCGGGAAGGCAACUCUACAAGUUCAUCCAAUGCUAAUGCUUCCAUUUCUAUUGUAUCAGCUCGAUGAUAAUGGGAUGUAGAAAAGGGUCUUGUUCACUUCAACUAACAAGUUGACAGAGUAAUUUAGAUAGAUGUGGAUUGCUUUUCUCUUCAGUUGUUUAUGAAUGGUACAAUUAAAGUAGAACGUAUGUUAGUGACAGGUGGUGUUGACAUACACCUUGUU